Messenger RNA from Rhizoctonia solani, 1818 nucleotides. Its product is annotated as pyruvate dehydrogenase E1 component beta subunit. Gene Ontology annotation, biological process: response to nutrient; branched-chain amino acid catabolic process. Gene Ontology annotation, molecular function: catalytic activity. The transcript has 15 exons. NCBI's taxonomy places the organism in Eukaryota, Fungi, Basidiomycota, Agaricomycetes, Cantharellales, Ceratobasidiaceae. The coding region runs from base 1 to 1818 and encodes 605 amino acids. The record is from RefSeq and is a predicted model, not a curated record.
AUGGCCAAUACUACUGUCAAGGGGGCAAUCCACAUUCAUGGGCAGAAUCCACAGUUUCUUGUUGAGAAAGUCAUUCGCACGCGAAUUUGGGAGUCUGCUUACUGGAAGGAGCAAUGCUUUGCGUUAACUGCCGAGUCGUUGAUUGACAAGGCAAUAGAGCUGAAUAGUAUAGGGGGUGUUUACGGAAAUCAACGACCAACCGAUUUUAUCUCUCUGCUUUUGAAACUUCUUCAGAUUCAACCAGAAAAAGAGAUAUUGAUAGAAUAUUUGAUGGUAGAUGAGUUCAAGUACUUACGAGCACUAGCUGCAAUGUAUAUUCGUAUGACCUUUCCACCCGUUGAGGUGUACGAACUACUCGAACCUCUGUUAAAAGACUACAGGAAGCUUAGGCUAAGAAAUAUGGCGGGAUACAGUCUGACUUUUAUGGAUGAAUUUGUAGACCAGCUUUUAACAGAAGAGCGCGUAUGUGAUAUCAUACUUCCCCGUCUAGCUAAACGAGAAGUACUCGAAGAAACGGAAGGACUCGCACCCAGGACAAGUGUCUUGCUGGAUGCCAUGGCAGGAAAGUCCGUGAGCGAUGACGAAGACGGCGCCAAAAAGACACGGAAACGAUCAGAAAGUAUUCAUUCGGAUCGCUCAGUUUCUAGGGGUCGAUCAUUAUCUCGUUCUUCCCGCUCUGCAAAGUCCUCUUCCAAUUUCGUUGAUAUGCAAGAGCGGUUUGUAUCCAAAAGUCCUUCUCGCUCUCGUUCUCGUUCUCGUUCUCGAUACCUUUACUCCCGUUCUGGACGCUACUUGUCAAACGCAACCAGGGGACGGUUGCUAUCCUCUAGCGCUCCUUUGCGCUCAGAAUCAAUAGAGCCACCUCCAGCAGGCGGUCAUUCGACAAGUGUGGCCCAGUCUCUUCUCCUACGGACCACACGAGAAGCCGCGCUCAAAACCUCUGGUGUAACUUGGAAGGAUGAAGCAAACGAAAAUGGACGGGAAACCCGCAAAAUGAAUAUGUAUCAGUCACUUCGAGAUGCCAUGAGUGUCGCAAUGACUAAAGACGAUACUGCGGUGGUAUUUGGGGAGGAUGUGGCCUUUGGAGGUGUAUUCAGAUGCACAAUGGGAUUGGCCGAAGAAUUUGGUCGGCAACGAGUGUUUAACACUCCACUUACGGAGCAAGGGAUUGCCGGGUUUGCUAUUGGAAUGGCAUCUAUGGGCCAUACUGCAAUUGCAGAAAUACAGUUUGCGGAUUACAUCUAUCCUGCGUUUGAUCAGCUUGUAAAUGAAGCCGCAAAAUUCCGCUACCGCUCUGGGGGGCGCUACGAUGUGGGGAAACUCACAGUCAGAACCCCCAGCAUGUCUGUUGGGCAUGGUGGCCUGUACCACUCACAGUCUCCAGAAGGCACAGGUGGUGAUCCCAAGAAGUCCUAUCAGGCCAAAGGAUUGUUGCUCUCCGCGAUUCGAGAUCCCAACCCGGUAAUAUUCUUGGAGCCAAAGAUUUUGUACCGUUCAUCAGUUGAACAAGUUCCCAUCGACGAUUUUGAACUCCCAAUUGGCAAAGCAGAGGUCUUAACUAAGGGUAACGAUGUCACUCUAUUAACCUACGGCUCCCCAGUUUAUACUUGCGAGAACGCUAUAAGCCUCAUUCGAAACCCGCCGCCAUCCAUUGCACAUCUCAUCCCAGAAUCCAGUGUGAAGAAGACUGGGCGGCUUGUAAUUGUCCAUGAGGCUGGGAAGACCAUGGGCCCUGGGGCCGAGAUAGCAGCCGAGAUUACCAACAGAUGUUUCUUGAAUCUCCAUGCGCCUGUGAAGAGGAUAGCUGGCUGGGAGUGA